This is a messenger RNA of Aspergillus welwitschiae, 3129 nucleotides long. RefSeq lists its product as uncharacterized. Bases 1 to 3129 code for a protein of 1042 amino acids. Gene Ontology annotation, molecular function: hydrolase activity, hydrolyzing O-glycosyl compounds; chitin binding. The transcript is spliced from 4 exons. Lineage: Eukaryota; Fungi; Ascomycota; Eurotiomycetes; Eurotiales; Aspergillaceae. Gene Ontology annotation, biological process: carbohydrate metabolic process. The record is from RefSeq and is a predicted model, not a curated record.
AUGGCCCUGUUAUCAUAUCUCUGCAUCUUGAUCCAAGUCGCUGCACUGGCCGCAGCAGCUUCUUUCAAUUCCAGUGUUCGCGUGACAGACCCCUACAUUGCCACCCAAUGGAACGCCUGUCCUUCAAUAUGCGACAGUGCCAACCCCAAUGACUGGGACUUUUACUCCAACCUUCGAAUACUUAAGUCGUGCAAAGAACCAAUGCUCCUCAACCUGGUUGUUGGCUUUCCCAAUAGCACUACGAAUCUCAAUGCCCGCCAGCCGCUGUAUGCCUGUUCGACAACAAACAACGGACACAGCAGUGCUACCUCUAAGGCCAAAACUGCGAGUACACCACAGGCAAGUUCCUCGCGCUACUUAAAAAGAGAUGUUCAGGUAGAGACCGCGUGGCGGGGAGAGGAAACAAGCCGGUAUACAUCCCACGCGGGGGUCGCAGCUCAACUUGCGCAGUCGCAAUUGAAUGCCCCAUCCAGCGAAAAUGCCACUAUUGCCAUUGGGUACUCGAACGGGGUCGUCCUUGGAGCGUUCGUUGGCUCCCAAAUGCAGAAAGGUAGCGACAAGGACAGUGGCAUUUUAGGACUCUUCCUAAAUAAGAUCCAACAGGGAGAACUGAACAAGUCCGGCGUCAUGAUGCAGGUCUGCGAGAGUGACCGUGCCGCAGCUUACACACUUGGUGUUGUCGCUGAAGCAAACCCAGAUCCCUCGCGAGCCCUGAGCGCCGUGCGAGAGGCCCUUGCAACUUGGGAUACAGGGAAAUGUGCUUCUGGAUACAGCGGGAGUUUUUCCUCCACGAUGUCUGUGGGUGAGGUCGUGGAUGAGGGCCAGAACGACAGUCCUGUCCCAGUGGUAACGGAACCAGCGUACAUCGACGUGCCCAUAAACAUUCGCACGGAAUGGGUCUGCUACAUGACAAACACCGCCGAGCAACAUGCACCGCCAUUCGAGUCAACGACGGCGACAUACAACCCGAGCAGCACCUUGUGCUCUUCCUUGCUUGCUGGGCAGCAUGUUUGCUGCUCUGCCGGUACGCUUCCGGACUAUUCUCCCCAGCCCAAUGCCGAUGGGACACGCGCAACGUAUAACGUCCAGAACAACGAUGGGUGUAGUAAAAUUGUCGCUGCUAAGAGCAUUACGGUUGAUGAUAUUGAGGAGUGGAAUAAGAAGUCGUGGGGGUGGACAGGAUGUGAUAGCAUUCAAGCUGGAGUGUUUCUGGAUAGGCAAUGCGGUACUACUGCGGAAUUUUGCACAAGAGCCAGCGAUGGCACUAAUGGAUGUAUCUCGAACUGCGGCACUGACAUCGUUUUUGACGAGCAUGGCUCCGACGACCAUCCUGUACUGGUUGGAUACUAUGAAGCGUUUCAGAACAGUCGACCAUGCUUGAACCUGGACGUAACAGCUAUCAAUAACACAGUUCAAUGGGGUGGUCAACAAGGAAGCCAUUCAUCAACAUUUUCGCAAGUUUGGGAUCAUAUCCAUUUUGCGUUCGCCAACAUUACUAUAUCAUUCGAGGUGGACAUUUCUAGCGUCCAAGAUGAGUUUGAGCAGUUCAAAAAGUUUGGAUCCCCAGGAAAGAAGCCCAAGGUGUUGUCCUUUGGUGGAUGGUCAUUUUCCACGGCUUUGGACUCCUAUGCCAUUUUCCGUAAGGGCGUUACCGAUGAACAGCGUUCAUUAUUUGCAUCUAAUGUCGCAAAGUUUGCUGAUGAUAAUGACCUUGACGGACUCGACUUUGACUGGGAGUAUCCAGGGGCCCCUGAUAUCCCUGGCAUUCCCGCAGGCGAUCCCGGUGAUGGUGAUCGAUACCUCCAAUUCCUGAAGGAAGUUCGGGAUAAAAUCUCCUCUGAAAAGACGCUGUCGAUCGCAGCUCCUACCUCUUACUGGUAUCUCAAGGGUUUCCCGAUUGCGAAUAUCUCGUCCGUAGUUGACUACAUCGUGUACAUGACUUACGACCUGCACGGCCAGUGGGACUGGGACAAUGCUUGGUCGGUUGAUGGUUGUGAUGGCGGUGGCUGUCUCCGGUCACACGUCAACUACACUGAGAUUGUCAACUCUUUAUCGAUGAUCACCAAGGCCGGGGUGCCCAACAGCAAGAUCGUCGCAGGUCUGGCGAGCUACGGCCGGUCCUUUGGGAUGGUUGACCCAUCCUGCUAUGGACCUGAGUGCAAGUUCAAGGGCCCGGAAUCAGCGGCUAUGCCUGGACAAUGCACGCAGACACCAGGUUACAUCGCAAAUGCAGAGAUCGAUGACUGGCUUCAAGGUGAUCAGAAUAUCACCACGUACUUUGACCACGUUAGCCGAUCCACGAUCUCGUACUCGGCAAACGGAACAUGGGUGGCCUAUACGGAUGACAAUGAGAGGAACAAUAGGAUUACCGAAUGGUGGUAUAACAGAACCGUCCUUGGAACAAGUCUCUGGGCAAUUUACCUGACUGAAUUCAUCGCUGAACUCCCGGACGGUACAGUUCUGCCUCCAGUGACCCUACCCAACUGUGAUCAAGCCUUUACCAGUCUGGACGAUGUCGAAGCCUCUGCCGAUUCAAUCGAUCCGGGAUGCAUGAAUUUGUAUCUGAUCCAAGCAUUGAAGAGUAAUCUCUCCCCGUCGGUCUCGGCGUACCAUGAGGUCAUGAAAACAGACUACGACAAGAAAUUCGGCUGGUAUCAGGAUGCGGUCAGGGAGCAAUUCCCGCGGUCUCUCCAGGAUUUCUUGAAGGCCAAUGCCUCGAAUUACUUCGAAUGCACCUCUCAGGGUAUGGUCCCGCGGAGCGAAGAGCCGGAAGGCAAGAAUGUAAGCUCUUCGUGCCCAUCCAAUCCAAAGGAUACAGGUUACGCAAUCUUCUAUUGGACAGCGAAGGACAAGGAUGGGUUUCUGGAGGAUCUUGAAGACACUACAGGAACCUCGCCAGAUCAGCUCGUGUGGGAAAUUGAUGCAUCCCAAUGUGUAAGUAGUCCAGACCCGUCACAGCCGACCAUGUGCAGCGGCAGCAGGAACAUUGGCAUGCCGAACCUCCCACCAGAUUUCACCGUCAGUAAUCCCAAGGACAUCAUCUCUGCUCGCCUCCCAAAUAUCACGAUAUUCGAGGAACAGUCUAGUAGGGAAAUCUUCACAACGGGACAACAGUCAAAUGAUGUCUGA